AUGUGGUCUGGCACAAGAUGUCAGAUCUGCGGGUGCAUGACCAUGAACCCCUGGCUCGUGCCCAUUUGGAGACUAGCUUGCCAGUUGUACAUCUACAUGUGGUGGAGAAGUUCUAUGAAGUUCUGGUUCGGCCGCACGCGAGUUGGUGGCUUUCGAAAAACGGGAGCAGUGCGUUGUCGCUUUUGGAUGGAGAGUGUUGAGGACUUGAAGAACUCACUGGAAGCACGUGGGCAACGGCUUUUCCUCCGAUGUGGUACUUCUGCGGAGGCCUUUGGAGAACUCGCUGCCUGCUGUGAAAUCUCCAAAGUCUUCACAUUUGCCGAGGUGUGUUCGGAGGAGUUGGCAUUGGAGGCAGAGGUUGAACGAACCUUGCAGCAAGUGACGGGAGCUCAACUGGUGAGGUGUUGGGGCUACACAUUGCACCAUAUUGAUGAUCUUCAGGACUGCGGGAAGCCUCCUGAGCGAUGGAUCACGCCCUAUUUGACGUUCGGCAACUUCAAGAGGGAAAUUGCAGCAUGCAAGGUUCGUGCUGUGGGCAGCGAAUGGCAGAAGCUCCUCAAGGGAGACACCACUUUCGUGCUGCAAGAGCCACCCAAAACCGACCUAGACUGGGGACAUGUCCCAAGCUUGCGAGAGCUGGGCUUCAGCCCGGAUGAGAUUCUGGAUGCGGAUCAGUGUCGUGAGAAAUCAGCCAUUCCCUGGCAGGGAGGUGAGAGCAUUGCCUUGGCUCGUAUGCAGCAGUACCUUUGGGAGCGCUCAGCGCUGAAGCAGUAUGUGGGUACAACCGACUGGACAGCCAGUGGAAAGUGCGGAGCUUCCAACGACCAAACGUCCAAGCUGUCCCCAUAUCUGGCCUUCGGGUGCGUGUCCCCGCGGCUGCUCUACUGGGAGAUUUCUCGCUUUGAGAAGGGCAAUCGCUGCAAAGGAGCCAAGGGGCUCAUCAACUCACUACUCUGGCGGGACUUCUAUCGCUUUAUCGUUUUUUUCGCAUGGGGCGAUCGUUUGUACCAUCUCUAUGGGCCGAUGAGUUGUGGUUCAGUCCCUGGGGGGCACAAACUUCCGACCAAGUGGUGCUGCAAACACUACAACAACUUGUUUGGAGGCUCCGAUCCCAGGCUGUGGACGUGGGAGAAGGACUUCAGCAAGUUCAGGAGAUGGGCUGAGGGAUGCACAGGCUAUCCCUUUGUGGAUGCUGCAAUGACCGAGCUCAAGGCCUAUGGGACCACAUGUUUGGAAUUCAUCAUCUACUUAUUGGGGUACCCACCUAGGGAUCUUCAGUUGGAUUGGCGCCUGGCUGCUGAAUGGUUUGAGAGUCGCCUUCUGGACUACGACUGCGUGUUGAACUGGGGCAGCAACUGGGCAUACUUCAUCCUCACCCAGCUUCCUGCGCGUGAAGACGAUCGCCCGGGCGGAGGCCCACGCUACACGUUGCCCAGAUAUUCGCCCUAUCUGAUGGCAACUCAGGUCUUGCUCUGGGGCAAAGAACAUGAUCCUGAUGGGAGGUACGUGAAAAAGUGGAUCUCAUCUCUGCAAGCCUUGCCGGCUGAGCUGUGUCGUGAACCCUGGAGGGUAGACUGCAUGGACAUCUCCCAGGAUGGAUUCUGGAGCUGUUCAGCCUGCACCCUGGAGAAUCCACUAAAGCAUCGGAGCUGCGAUGCAUGCCGGGCGCCAAGACCCAAGAUGGACUGCAAAAGCUGCGAGACUUCUCCGGUCUACACUGAGCCAAUGGUUCCACCACCUCCCGAAGAUUUGGAAGGACUCUGCGAAAAUUGUGGACGGAGAGCGGCUGGAUGCUCUUCCGAGGGUGCUUUCUACUGUGAGCUCUGCUGGUGGGAAUGGCUUCCAGAGUCUGAGUUGAUGAUCCAUGCCCCGAAAAUCUCACCCAGCAUGGAUGCUGACAGUGGUUGGUCCUUAGUGCCUUCCCUGGCCUUACCUAAGCAGUCGCAGUCCCAGGUGAAGGUGCAAAGAAAAGGUGGCAGGUGGCAGGUGAAGGGUGAUAGAGGGGACAAACUCGCUGGAGGAUGA
This is a messenger RNA of Cladocopium goreaui, 2025 nucleotides long. Lineage: Eukaryota; Dinophyceae; Suessiales; Symbiodiniaceae. The record is from the annotation of a GenBank genome assembly.